AUGGCGACCGCUGGAGAACACAAUAACAUCGAAGAAGUGACUACUUCUUACCCGGACGCUGAGAAACCUGAGGACAUGCAGAUUGAGCACGAUGCGGAACUCGGUCCUAUCGCGCCUGCCAUUGACCCAGUUAUCGAGAAGCGUGUCGUUCGGAAACUGGAUCGUCGACUUCCUGUGCUUACAGGAUUUAUGUUUUUGCUAUCGUAUUUAGAUCGCAGCAAUAUCGGCAAUGCCCAAAUUGCCGGAAUGAAGAAGGAUUUACAUCUAGAUGGCGGGAAAUACGCGUGGCUUCUGACCAUUUUCUAUAUUUCCUACACCCUGUUUGAGUUUCAAGCUUUGAUGUGGAAAGUCCUCAAACCGCACCAAUGGGCUGCAUUUACCAUGCUCGCAUGGGGAGUCAUCGCAACAUGCCAAUCAGCAACCACAAGUUGGGGCGGAAUGAUGGCCUGCCGAUUCCUCCUAGGAGCAGCAGAAGCCGGCUUUGGGCCUGGUAUUCCCUAUUUACUUUCCUUUUUCUACAGUCGCCGCGAACUUGGUUUCCGAUGCGGUCUUUUCCUUUCUUGCGCCCCUCUCGCGGCGACAUUUGCCGGUGCUUUGGCGUAUGGAAUUACAUCGGGACAUCCGCAUAUCGCGAACUGGAGGCUUUUGUUUUUGGUUGAAGGUCUCCCGACUAUACUCUUUGUGCCUUUUGCGUAUUUCUUAUUACCGGAUUCACCUGGAGAAGCCAAGUUUCUUACAGAGGAAGAGAGGGCUGUUGCCAAAGCGAGAAGUUUGAGACGGAGCGGCGAGGAGGUCACGACUCAUAAGAUUGAUUGGAAGGAUAUCGGACUCACUUUGCUCGAUCCUAAACCUUGGUUUACAGCUCUCAUGUACUUCAGCUGCAACGUGAGCUACUCGUCUCUACCUGUCUUCCUCCCCACCAUCCUCGAAGACAUGGGCUACUCGUCCGUCAACGCGCAGGGUCUCGAAGCCCCACCAUUCUUCCUAGCGUUCCUUGUCACCAUCUUCUCAACCUGGGUUGCAGACCGACUGGAACAGAGGGGUCUCGUGAUUGCGGUCCUGUCAACAAUCGGUGCAGUGGGAUACGUGAUUGUGGCUGCAGCCGAACCUGUUGGUGUACGCUAUUUCGGCGUGUUCCUUGCUGCUAGUGGAGUCUUUCCUGCCAUCGGUAAUAUUCUGUCUUGGGUUUUGAACAACCAAGGCUCAGAUACCCGCCGCGGCAUGGCAAUGGUCAUGCUCAACCUCAUCGGCCAAUGCGGUCCGUUCCUAGGCACAAACUCCUUCCCUUCAACGGAUUCGCCCCGUUAUGCGCGCGGAUUAUGGAUCUGUGCUGCAUUCAUGUUUUUCAAUUUGUUCCUAUGUCUGUGUCUGCGGACUUUGCUGGCGUAUGAGAAUCAGAAGUUGGAUAGGCAGUACGGUACUAAACAGGAGCGUCAGGCGAACCAGAAGGCGGACUUUGUCGUGGCGGAGGAGAAUUAUGGAGAGGAUUUCAGGUAUAUGCUCUAG
This is a messenger RNA of Talaromyces stipitatus ATCC 10500, 1506 nucleotides long. RefSeq names its product MFS transporter, putative. Gene Ontology annotation, biological process: transmembrane transport. NCBI's taxonomy places the organism in Eukaryota, Fungi, Ascomycota, Eurotiomycetes, Eurotiales, Trichocomaceae. Gene Ontology annotation, cellular component: membrane. The record is from RefSeq and is a predicted model, not a curated record. Gene Ontology annotation, molecular function: transmembrane transporter activity. The coding region runs from base 1 to 1506 and encodes 501 amino acids. The transcript is spliced from 6 exons.